Molecule: messenger RNA, 1065 nt
Organism: Phasianus colchicus (ring-necked pheasant)
Lineage: Eukaryota; Metazoa; Chordata; Aves; Galliformes; Phasianidae
Gene: PNO1
Product: partner of NOB1 homolog
Cellular component (GO): nucleus
Molecular function (GO): RNA binding
Source: RefSeq, a predicted model, not a curated record
GGGCGGACCGGAAGUAGCCGCGAGCUCUUCCGGUCGAGGGCCACGCGGCGGGUGGAGAGGCGCGGGCUUCGGUGCGGCGGUCGUCGCCAUGGAGACCGAAGCGGCGGACGAGAGCGGCUUCACCAGCGUGGUUUCCAAACGCGGGCGGAGGAAACGGAGAGCGGCGGGAGCGCAGGCGAUGGAGGCGGCGGAGGCGAUGGAGGCGGUGGAGGGGAUGGAGGUGGCGGGGCCGCAGCCCAGCAAGAGGCCCGCCUUCCCGCCGCUGCCCGCCGCGGCCAUGGGGGUGGGGAAAGGAGAGCUGAGGAAGGUGCCGGUGCCGGCCAACAGGUACACCCCGCUGAAGGAGAACUGGAUGAAGAUAUUCACGCCCAUCGUGGAGCACCUGCAGCUCCAGAUCAGGUUUAACUUAAAGACGAGGAACGUUGAGAUCAAGACCUGUACAGAGACAAAGGACCUCAGUGCUCUGACAAAAGCAGCUGACUUUGUGAAAGCUUUCAUUCUUGGCUUUCAGGUGGAGGAUGCUCUUGCUCUCAUCAGAUUAGACGACCUUUUCCUAGAAUCAUUUGAAGUUACAGAUGUCAAACCUUUGAAAGGAGACCAUCUGUCAAGAGCAAUAGGGAGAAUAGCAGGGAAAGGUGGAAAAACAAAGUUCACUAUAGAAAACGUAACAAGAACACGGAUCGUUCUUGCUGACUCGAAAAUUCAUAUUUUAGGAUCUUUUCAGAACAUUAAAAUGGCACGAACAGCAAUUUGCAAUCUAAUUUUAGGAAGUCCACCAUCCAAAGUUUAUGGCAAUAUUAGGGCUGUGGCCAGCAGAGCAGCUGAAAGAUUCUGAGAUGCAGUGGUGCUGCUUUACCAAGGACUGUGGCUGGGGAGUGUGGGUACUGUGGGCACAAGCUGUGCAGUCACAGAGGCUAUGGAAGCACUCUGCCUUCUGCUGGACUGGGUAUCACAGAAGAAAAAUGGGACUGUUUGUGCAGUCUGAUAUACUCCAGGCAUACUGUCUGAUUUGAACACAAUCUGUGUACAGCCAUUAAAAGCUAUUCUAAAAAUGAUGAAACUGUA